Messenger RNA from Morus notabilis, 1717 nucleotides. RefSeq names its product protein ECERIFERUM 2. The record is from RefSeq and is a predicted model, not a curated record. Bases 104 to 1474 code for a protein of 456 amino acids. The transcript has 2 exons. Gene Ontology annotation, molecular function: acyltransferase activity, transferring groups other than amino-acyl groups. Lineage: Eukaryota; Viridiplantae; Streptophyta; Magnoliopsida; Rosales; Moraceae.
GAACAAAUUUUUGUUGUAAAUUUUUCCACUUGGCGUACCAAAAACUUGUGACGUACACUUUUAUUUUCUUCCUUGACAAUAACUAUUGCCAUAAUUACCAAGAAUGGUGUCGCCGGACAACGUCGGAACCCCGAUCACCGGCGUGAGGAUCUCCACCGUGGUGCCGGGAAGAGUGAGGGGAGAUGCCAGCGAAGACCAUGAGUUGACGAACAUGGACUUGGCCUUGAAGUUGCAUUACAUCAAAGGAGUUUACUUCUUCAAGAGUACUAGUAGUGCUGAUCAUGACCAAUUAGUACUAUCCGUGGCGGAGAUGAAGAAGCCGAUGUUCCCACUGCUCGAUCAGUUCUUUGUCACCGCUGGGAGGAUCCGGAGAUCUGACGGUGCCGCUGGCCGGCCAUACAUCAAGUGCAACGAUGCCGGCGUACGGAUUGUUGAGGCUUUUUGUGAGAAGACAAUAGAUGAAUGGUUGGCUAUGGCUGAUGAAUUUGGUACUACAUCUAAUAAUUGUAAGAAUUUCAACCAAGGGCUCUGUUAUGACCAUGUUCUUGGUCCUGAUCUUGGUUUCUCACCUCUAGUUUAUUUUCAGUUCACUUGGUUUAAAUGUGGAGGAUUGUCCGUGGGCCUCAGUUGGGCUCAUCUGCUCGGAGAUGUACUAUCUGCUUCAGCCUUCAUUAAUACAUGGGCCAAGAUCAUGGCUGGUCACGUGCCACAAAAGAAUAUCCACGUGCCAAGUUGUGGAAAAUUACCUAAGGAUCCCCCACCACGUUUGGCAAUUUCCAAGAAACCAUUUUCACUGAAAGAGCUGGACCUAGUAGGGAACCACUGGUCAGUAACUGCCAAUAACUGCCAAAGCAUGAGGACUCAUUCCUUUAGGGUCACCUCCAAACAACUUGACCUCUUGAUGUCAAACACAUGCGGUAAGAAAGCGGCCAAUUUUUCCCAGUUUGAGAUACUCUCCGCAGUGAUAUGGAGAUCCUUGUCCCGGAUAAGAGAAAGCAAGGGGCCGAAGAUUGUGACAAUUUGUUGUUAUGAUUCCCGCCGCCGCGGCGUGGAAAAUGAAAUUCCCAGCAACAAGGGUAUGGUGCUGAGCACGGUGGAAGCGGAUCUCGAGGCUGAUAUUUCAGAAUUAGCGUUUUUAAUUUCGGAGAAAAGGACAAUCGAGAAUGACGCAAUUGAAGAGAUGGUUAAAAAGGAGAACAAUAAAUUUGACUUUUUUGUGUACGGAGCAAAUCUAACGUUUGUGAAUUUAGAAGAGGUGGACAUUUAUGGGUUGGAAGUGAAGGGACAAAAGCCAACGUUUGCAAGCUACACUAUUGAUGGGGUUGGCGAUGAAGGUCUUGUUUUGGUGCUCCCGGCAGGGCCAAAAUAUAGUGAAGAGGACGAUGCAAAUGGGCGAACAGUGACUGUGGUCUUGCCCAAAGACCAUAUUGCACGUCUUGAAAAUGAGCUCAAAGCACAUUGGACUAUCACUUAAAAUGGUGUCAUAAAAGUUCCUUUCAAUAUGAAAGAAAACAAUGUUAUUCAUAUUAUUAAUGAUGUUUAGUCUUGGCAUCAAAAAUUGCACGAUAGGUGGUGUUGAAUGCUACUAAAUUAGUAUUUGUAGAAAAGUUUAUUUGAUUUAUGCUGUCGCCUUAAUUAAGGGAGUAUUGUGAAUCGAUUGUUUAUGUGUUAAAAUCAUACACUGUUAAUUAAUAAACCAAAUGUACUAAGUUUAAUU